Messenger RNA from Ruditapes philippinarum (Manila clam), 919 nucleotides. RefSeq lists its product as uncharacterized. Lineage: Eukaryota; Metazoa; Mollusca; Bivalvia; Venerida; Veneridae. The coding region runs from base 148 to 789 and encodes 213 amino acids. The record is from RefSeq and is a predicted model, not a curated record. The transcript has 2 exons.
CUUUUUCCUGUGGACAGUGAAUCAGAAAAAUGGUUACAGGUGCCUCCUCUUGAUUCUUUAGUUGAAUGUUGCUUAACUAAACGUUUUGGUAACAGAGCCUCUUUUGUUAAAAGUAAAGGCAGGACUUUAUUUACUCAGCCUUGUAAAAUGGUAGAAAAAAUUGCUUACAAAGGGCAACAAGCAGCUCGUCUAGGUUUAAUUAUACAGAUGUACAUCCAACAGAGCUUAGGUAAUUUUCUACAGUUUCUGGAAUCAGACAAUUUCAAUAAAGAGAAGGCAACCCAACAUGUUAAAGAUGUGUUUGCCAUGUCAACUAAGGCUCUUGACCAGUUAGGUCGUUCAGGGGCGUUCCACCAUGUUAUCAGAAGAUCGGUAGCUAUGACAGAUACUGCUCUUUUUGAGCAACCAGACAAUUUGGAAUUUUCUAAUUUACCUUUAACUGGUGAGGGUGUGUUUGGUGCCGGUUUAGAGUCUUUGUUAAAAGCUCGCAAAGAGAAAAAGAAACAGAUUGACGAUUUAAUUCCAGAUGUUAAAAGGUCUGGCUUUAAAAGGAAGUUCUCGGGUGCCCAACCAGAUUCGAGUAAAAGACCUACUCCAGAUAGAUUUUUUGACAGGCCGUCAGCUUCUACUUCUAAGUGGGAUAAUUUUCGUAUCCCAAGACUGUCAAGAGAUAAAACUGACAGCAGACCACAGUCAUCAUAUAAGUCAAGGGGCAGUUUCGGUAGUUACCCAAGACGAUCAACAUCCUUUCCAGGUAGAGGAAAAUUGGCAAAAUCAGAUGGAAAAUGACUCUGAUGUCUGGAAAAAGCUCCAUUUGAACCUUUGAGAGAUGUACCAUUGAAGUAUUUAACAUGGAAAACCUGUUUUUUACUGGCUAUAACAACUUUUAGACGUUGCAGCGAUCUACAGUCUUUACAAU